Lasiosphaeria miniovina is the source of this 419-nucleotide messenger RNA. RefSeq lists its product as uncharacterized. The transcript has a single exon. The coding region runs from base 87 to 302 and encodes 71 amino acids. NCBI's taxonomy places the organism in Eukaryota, Fungi, Ascomycota, Sordariomycetes, Sordariales, Lasiosphaeriaceae. The record is from RefSeq and is a predicted model, not a curated record.
AUAGACUCGACGAUCGAUCGCAUUAAAGUAAUCCGGGCCCUUCCGAACCGCCGAGCUCGACAGCACACCUAUUACCUAGGUAUAUAAUGCGAAGCAGACAGCGAUGUGUCCCAGGUUAUAAAAAGCAAAUACGGGGGCAGAGGGGGCAGUGGAAGAUGGACGACAAUAUCCUCCACAGCAGCAUCAACACACGCAACGGAAGAUACAUCCAAAACAGCGUCGCCAGCCAGCCAGCCAGACAAACACAUGAGAUUCGUUCGUGUUUACCACCGCCACCUCUUUUCACUAUCAAGGUGAGAUAAUUUUUCUCCAUCUGCUGAUAAUUACAACGACCUAUAUAUACAACAGAACAGAACAGCACACACGUCUUUCCCAGGAUAAACCAAACGCUAGGAGUGAUUAUUUUGCAGGGUAGGGGA